This is a messenger RNA of Thamnophis sirtalis, 706 nucleotides long. NCBI's taxonomy places the organism in Eukaryota, Metazoa, Chordata, Lepidosauria, Squamata, Natricidae. The record is from RefSeq and is a predicted model, not a curated record.
AUGGGACCAGUUAGCCAACUUCAUCUGAUUCAUAAAAACAGGGGGAAAGGAGGGGUAUUGGACGGGUCCUUAAAUCUUCCCAAAUUGCGGGAUACGUUUGGAGACAACUGGCUUGAUUUACAGACAAUUGCUUCCAGAUGCUCACGGAACCGGCAAGGAAUUGCCAAUGGGUUCCUCCGAGGAAAGGUGAGGGUUUGGAGAUACCUGAAGGGGAAAGAGGUGGUGACUCAUGAGAUCCUCUUGGACGGCGGGAACAAGGUGAUGAUUGGGGGCUUUGGGGACCCCUUGAUCUGCGACAACCAGGUCUCCACGGGGGACACCCGGAUUUUCUUCGUCAAUCCCGCCCCGCACUACAUGUGGCCUGUUCACAAGAACGAACUGAUGCUGAACUCCAGCCUGAUGAGGAUUACUUUGCGUAACCUGGAAGAGGUGGAACACUGCGUCGAAGAUAAACCGGUCAAUUACUUCCCGCAGGCAGUGCCCCAGGAUGUUUGUCGAGGGAUGCUGUGUGGCUUCGGAGCUGUCUGCGAGAAGAACCCCACGGACUCUUCCCAAGGCGUCUGCGUUUGUAAGAAGGCGGCCUGCCCUUCAGUGGUGGCUCCGGUGUGCGGCUCAGAUUACUCGACCUACAGCAACGAAUGUGAGCUGGAGAAAGCUCAGUGCAACCAGCAGCGUCGCAUUAAAGUGAUGAGUAAAGGAGCUUGUG